ACGUACACAUAUAUAUACACAUCAAGAGCAUAUAUAUGAUGAUCACAAUCAUAUCUGCAGCAAGAGAGAGAUCGAGAUGACUCGGAAGAAGGUGAAGCUGGCGUUCAUCAUCAACGACUCGGCGCGGAAGGCGACGUUCAAGAAGCGGAAGAAGGGGCUGCUGAAGAAGGUGAGCGAGCUGAGCACGCUGUGCGGGAUCGAGUCGUGCGCCAUCGUGUACAGCCCGUACGAGUCGGGCCCGGAGGUGUGGCCCGACGCGGGCGGGGCGGGGCGCGUGGUGGCGCAGUUCAAGCGCAUGCCGGAGAUGGAGCAGAGCAAGAAGAUGGUGAACCAGGAGUCGUUCAUCCGGCAGCGCGUGGCCAAGGCGGCGGAGCAGCUGAAGAAGCUGCACAAGGACAACCGGGAGAAGGAGGUGACGCACCUCAUGUACCACUGCCUCGCCGGCAAGGGCCUCCACGGCCUCCCCCUCCCCGACCUCAACGACAUGGCGUGGCUGCUCGAUCACAACUUGAAGGAGAUUUACAAGAGGAUUGAAGGGAUCAAGAAGCAGCAGCAGCGUAGCUUGGACGCCGGAGGCGGCGGGGAGGGACAGCAGCAGCAGCAGUGGGUGGGGGAGCAGCCGCAGCAGCAGAUGGGGGGUGGGUUUGGGGAGGAGAUGAUUGUGCCGUUUAGCGAUGGGAGCAGUCAUGCAGCUGCAAUGUGGUCUAAUCUCUUCUUCCCUUGAGAGCUUCUUUUUUUAAUUUUAUCUUAAUAUUUUUGGUGGUUUAGUAUGUAGCUGAAGGCUCCAAAUUAAACUGCAAGAUUUAUAUAUGAUUUCAUUUUAUUG
This is a messenger RNA of Salvia miltiorrhiza (redroot sage), 826 nucleotides long. RefSeq names its product agamous-like MADS-box protein AGL80. The coding region runs from base 77 to 724 and encodes 215 amino acids. Gene Ontology annotation, biological process: positive regulation of transcription by RNA polymerase II. The record is from RefSeq and is a predicted model, not a curated record. The transcript has a single exon. NCBI's taxonomy places the organism in Eukaryota, Viridiplantae, Streptophyta, Magnoliopsida, Lamiales, Lamiaceae. Gene Ontology annotation, molecular function: RNA polymerase II cis-regulatory region sequence-specific DNA binding; DNA-binding transcription factor activity, RNA polymerase II-specific; protein dimerization activity.